AUGACCAGAGUCCAGGAGUUUGUCUUGCUGGGUUUGUCCACCAGGCCGGGCAUAAGGAAUGCCCUGUUUGCUGUCUUCCUGACCCUCUACCUGCUGACCCUCCUGGAAAACACCCUCAUCAUCUACCUCAUCUGCAGUCACAGCGAGCUCCACAAGCCCAUGUACUUCUUCUUGGGUAACCUGAGCUGCCUAGAGAUGUGCUAUGUGUCAGUGACCAUGCCCAGCCUGCUCCUGGGGCUUUGGACUGGACCCUGCCACGUACCCUUCACAGCCUGCAUAAUUCAGCUUUUUUUAUUCAUAGCUUUCAUUAGUACCAAGUGCACCCUCCUUGCCUCCAUGGCUUAUGAUCGCUAUGUGGCCAUCUGCCACCCACUCCACUACCCACUGCUUAUGAGGCCCCAGGUCUGCCUGGGCUUGGCCUUGUCUUCAUGGCUUGGGGGGCUGCUGGUCUCAGUGGUCAAGACAUCCUUCAUUGGUAGCCUGUCCUACUGUGGCCCCAAUGUCCUCAACCACUUCUUUUGUGACAUCUCCCCUCUGCUCAACCUGUCUUGCACCCACGUGGCUCUGACAGAGCUGGUGGACUUCAUCUCUGCCAUCAUUAUCUUCUGUGGGUCAUUACUAGUUGCUUUGGCCUCCUAUGUAGCCAUUGGGAACACUGUGCUCCACAUGCCAUCGGCAGCCACCCGUCGCAAAGCCCUCUCCACCUGUGCCUCACACCUGUUGGUGGUGGGCAUGUUCUACGCAGUGGUCCUCUUCAUAUAUUCCCACCCCAGCCACAUCAAUUCCACAGGGCUCAGCAAGGUGCUGUCAGUCAUCUAUACGGUGGUCACACCCAUGUGCAGCCCUAUCAUCUACUGCCUGCGGAACAGAGAGGUCCACGUCACGCUGCAGAAAAGUCUCCACUUGUGCUGGGUCUCUUCAGUGAGAACUGACCUUGCCCACUCUUGA
Molecule: messenger RNA, 948 nt
Organism: Nyctereutes procyonoides (raccoon dog)
Lineage: Eukaryota; Metazoa; Chordata; Mammalia; Carnivora; Canidae
Product: olfactory receptor 5-like
Exons: 1
Coding region: 1-948 (315 amino acids)
Biological process (GO): G protein-coupled receptor signaling pathway
Cellular component (GO): membrane
Molecular function (GO): G protein-coupled receptor activity; olfactory receptor activity
Source: RefSeq, a predicted model, not a curated record